Molecule: messenger RNA, 1424 nt
Organism: Galeopterus variegatus (Sunda flying lemur)
Lineage: Eukaryota; Metazoa; Chordata; Mammalia; Dermoptera; Cynocephalidae
Product: UDP-glucose:glycoprotein glucosyltransferase 2-like
Exons: 12
Cellular component (GO): endoplasmic reticulum
Molecular function (GO): UDP-glucose:glycoprotein glucosyltransferase activity
Source: RefSeq, a predicted model, not a curated record
AUGAGCAUCCGGGUGUUUUUCCUGAGUUACGGACUUGAGUAUAAAGGACUAACUGCGCAGAUGCAAGAAGCUUCUAGCAGACGCUCUGUGAAGCCAUUAGUUUAUGAUGCAGAACUCAAUGCCCCGAUUCGACCAGGCUUUACUCUUGACAUGGAAAGAAAAGUCCUUAGCAUUCCAAAGCAUUUUUCUCUUUCAAGUGCUGGAGCAAACUUUUAUAAGAUGACUGGCCUGGGUCCUUUGCCUCAAGCUCUUUAUAAUGGUGAACCCUUUAGCCAUGAAGAAAUGAAUAUUAAAGAACUAGAAAUGGCUGUUCUUCAAAAAAUGAUGGAUGCAUCUGAAUAUUUACAACAAGAAGUUUUAAUGGACACAUUAAAUGAUCAAACAGAGGCAAUUGAUUUUCUAAUGGAUAAGGAUAAUGUUGUGCCCCGUAUAAAUUCUUUGAUUUUGCACAGUAAAUAUCAGUACCUUAAUUUAAUAUCUACAUCAGUAACUGCUGAUGUUGAAGAUUUCUCUACUUUCUUUUUCUUGGAUUCACAAGAUAAGAGUGCUGUAAUUGCAAAGAACAUGUAUUAUUUGACCCCGGAAGAUGAUGAUGUAAUUUCUACAGUCACUUUCUGGAUUAUUGCUGAUUUUGAUAAGCCAUCUGGGAGAAAACUGCUUUAUAAUGCAUUAAAGCACAUGGAAACAAAUGAUUAUAGUCGUUGGGGGAUUAUUUAUAAUCCUUCAUCAAAAAUAAAUGAAGAGAACACAGCCAUUUCUAGAGGAAUUCUGGCAGCUUUUCUUACACAGAAAAACAGCUUUUUGAGAAGCUUUCUCAGGAAACUGGCAAAGGAAAACACUGCUACAGCUGUUUACUCUGGAGACAAAAUUAAAACAUUUCUUACUAAGGGGAUGGAUAAGAAUGCUUUUGAGAAAAAAUAUAAUACCGUUGGAGUGAAUAUUUUCCGAACUCACCAGUUGUUCUGUCAAGAUGUACUUAAAUUGCGUCCUGGGGAAAUGGGUAUUGUCAGCAAUGGCAAAUUCUUAGGACCGUUGAAUGAAGAUUUCUAUGCAGAAGAUUUUUAUUUGUUGGAAAAGAUAACAUUUAGUAGUUUAUUAGAGGAAAUUAUAGACAUUGUUGAAAAUAUGGAAAUCAACCCAAAGAACGUGAGUGACUUUGUUAUGAAAGUUGAUGCCCUUGUCUCGUCUUUGCCCAAGGGUAAAUCUCGGUAUGAUGUUACAUUUCUUAAAGAGAGUUACAGCAUUAUAAAAAUAAAUCCACAAGAGAAUGACGUGUUCUUUGAAGUCAUUGCUAUUGUUGAUCCAUUGACAAGAGAAGCACAGAAGAUGGCACAGUUAUUAGCCGUACUUGGCAAGAUUAUCAACAUGAAGAUAAAGUUGUUCAUGAACUGUAAGGGUAAGCUUUCAGAAGCCCCUUUAGAAAG